Folsomia candida is the source of this 2055-nucleotide messenger RNA. RefSeq lists its product as uncharacterized. The coding region runs from base 186 to 1445 and encodes 419 amino acids. The record is from RefSeq and is a predicted model, not a curated record. NCBI's taxonomy places the organism in Eukaryota, Metazoa, Arthropoda, Collembola, Entomobryomorpha, Isotomidae. The transcript has 6 exons.
GACAAAGACAACAUAGCUGGUUUCGUAAUUCUGACAAGCAAUUAAUUAAAGGUGUACUUGUUUUCUAUACGUUUCAAAGUAGGUAAAAAGUGGGGAAGGGAGGCAUACGACAAAAAAUUCUGGUCAUCAUUUUCACAUCGUUAGACAUCUUGAAGGAGGAGGUGGACAUAAAAUUCUGGACCGAGAUGGAUAACAUGGACACGCCCGCGUCAACCAAGGCGUUGAUGAAUCCUCUGCUGCUGAAGAUCGUCUUGUCUUAUAUGGACGUCCCCACUUUAGAAUCCGCCCGAUCCGUGUGCACCCUGUGGGCCGACUUGGGCGCCGCAUUUCUCGGGGAACAGGUCUCCGUGACCUUCACAACUCAGAAUUGCUGCCGGAAAAAUAACUCCAAGUCGUCCAAGGAACUGGGAUCCCUUCACCCGAAACUGGCCAGAAGUGUCCUAUUGAUUAUGGUUCCGUCACCUUGUGGGUGGCUUUCCCUACCAAAAAACUUGACCACUAAUUUGCCACAUAUUUCCGACCACAUUGUUGAAUUUGAUGUUACGUUGAGCUCGAGAUUUGAACCGACUUUGGAACGAAUGUGGAUGAUGCAUCACUUCCCGAACCUUGGACUUCUCACGCUUACCUUCGUUAUGAUAAAUAUUGAUACUUCUGAUAAUUCUGAAGAUCAGGAUGACAGUAAAGAGAAUUAUCCCCCCAAAAUCCCACAAUUUUUGACAUUGCCAAACCUCGAGUCUCUCAAGAUAGUGGUCAAAGACCAAAAUGAAAUCGGUCAGGACGACGGGAUAUCCUCGAUUUGUCAGGGACUCCUAAAUUCCGCCUCCAACGUUGUAAAUGUCACAAUCUAUGUCAGUUUCUACCCAGACUUCACCCCUUGUACAAAACUAGAGAUGCUUGCUUACACCUACGUCCACUUCCGUGAUAAGUGGACCCACGAAGAAGUGUAUGUCGACUUUCCCAUAUUGACCUGGAUGUUGGACACUUGUCUAGAUUACGUGACCCGGUUGACUCUGAGUUGCCGACAUGAUUGGAACGACCUUCACGAGCAGAUUUUCAUGCUCCCCUCAAUGACAAAAUUGGUCGUCCUCCAUAUCAAAGGAAUGUUUCCCUUGGGAAAUUUUCUGCAUCAAGACCAUCUUCCAAAUCUGACCCAUGUCACUUUCUCUGGGUACAACAGGUACGGUGUCUGUCUGCCAGACACUUUUGAAAAUUUCGAUCUUCCCCACGAACGGAUUACUUCGCUUGACGUGGAUGCCGUCUACAGAUAUUUCGACCAAGAUGUUGAAACUGCGGUGAAAAUCGCCCGACUUUUCCCAUCAGUGAAAAAAUUUCGAUUGAAGUUGACUAUUUUUGAUGAGGGAGAUGACGAUCCAUCGCGUAACGGAAGUGUUGCAAUCCUUCGCCACGUGGAAUUUGACGUCUGGUUUGGUGGAGAUAGAGAGUGAUCACGACACAACGGACGUUCUAGCUGUGUUGCGAGGGGUGGUGGCGUGGAAGGGUUUGGCACAGACAUCAGUUAACUUUGAAGUUUCGGAGGGUCCCACAUUUGUCCUGGACGCUGAUAUGGAGGAUAUUCUGUUAUCGUGCCAAUCGCUGAGAUGGAUCAGGCUAUUAGGAUUUAUGAUGCCCGAGGAGGAGAAAGAACUGUUUGAAGAAUUUAUUGAGGAACACGCUCUCCCGAUCAGACUCUAUUGAACUGGGUGAAUUAACCUCCAUCAAUAGUGAUUGUAAAUUUAGUACAUUUAAUUUACUAAUGAAUAUGCGAACAACAUUUGUACAUAAACAUGCAGAAAUUUGCUUAAGGUUCCCUUGCAUGCGGGUUUGGAAUUUGAUUUUUUGUGUUUCAACCCUUUAUUAUUCCUUGGAUUUAAGUGACGCUUUAGAAAACUGCUCAUUGGCGUACGUCGUACGCCAAUGAGCAGUUUUCUAAAAUCUGAGACAACCACUUCAUGCCUAGAUACGUAACUGCAAUAUAUAUAUAUGUAUGCUUAGAAAUAUUACAGACUUUAAAUGUCCACCAAUUUUGAUUUUAUAAGAAAUUCCAGAAAAUACAUU